AUGAAAGCCGUAGAAACAGCUUCGACUGAUUUUCAUGUUUUAGCAAAAUCAUACCGAAUUUUAGCAAUUUUUGGAGUAAUUUUGGCAGUACUUUCUGCCAUUACUGCUACACUGAUGAUACCAAUGCUCUACAGUUAUAUACAAUAUACCAUAUCGAUUUUGGAACCGGAAAUCGAUUAUUGUUUCGAUCAAUCGCGAUCACUGUUGUCUCAAUUGAUUCAGAUUUAUGAAACAAAUGAUAUUAAAAUUCGGAAACAGCGGCAGAUUCUAUAUCACUACGGAUCAUUGUCGUCUCAGAAUAGUGGCCGCGGUAUUCCUUACCGAAAGCGCUUUCCUUAUCGUAUUACAGACCGCAAAAUUUACGGAUUGUCCCCGACCUUAUUUUCUUUUCCGUAUUCAAGAACUGUUAAUCGAACGUUGCCUUAUUCAAGCAGCAAAGUGAGAGAAGAAAGAUGUUGUAAUUGUAAUGUUGGUCUUACAGGUCCUCCAGGUCUUCCAGGAAUAGAUGGAAAACCAGGUAAUCAUGGUGCACGGGGCAAGGAUGGAAUACCUGGAAAAGAUUUCAAACCUGGCAUUCGCUUUGAAAAUAUAUGUAUGACGUGUCCUCCGGGACUACCAGGUAAAAUUGGCGAUCCAGGUUUAAAGGGUCUACCUGGUCCUCCUGGACCUGAAGGCCCGCGUGGAUACUCAUUCUAUUUUCCAGGUCCGCGUGGUCCACCAGGACCCAGAGGGCCACCAGGAUUUCCGGGUUCACAAGGACCGCAGGGUGCUCCUGGGCGUCCAGGCAUUAUUAUACAAGAUGUGGCCAGAUUCCCUGGUACACCAGAUGAAGACGUACCAUAUGAUGCUGAAUCAUCAAGUCGAUUCAAGAAGACUGGGAGCUCGAGAUUACAUGAAUCAUCAGGAUGA
Cercopithifilaria johnstoni is the source of this 909-nucleotide messenger RNA. Lineage: Eukaryota; Metazoa; Nematoda; Chromadorea; Rhabditida; Onchocercidae. The record is from the annotation of a GenBank genome assembly.